This is a messenger RNA of Asterias rubens (European starfish), 3474 nucleotides long. RefSeq names its product gamma-secretase-activating protein-like. Gene Ontology annotation, cellular component: trans-Golgi network. NCBI's taxonomy places the organism in Eukaryota, Metazoa, Echinodermata, Asteroidea, Forcipulatida, Asteriidae. The transcript has 22 exons. Bases 13 to 3351 code for a protein of 1112 amino acids. The record is from RefSeq and is a predicted model, not a curated record. Gene Ontology annotation, biological process: positive regulation of amyloid-beta formation.
AAGUAAAAAGUCAUGGCAAGUUUGUGCAAUUUUUCCUGCUGUUUUGACAUAAACAAAGAUAUUUUAUGCUUCGUAAAAUCUCUUCGAGACAAGCUUCCUGUUAAUACAUCAGCUGCAGGUGAUGAAAAAAAGCCAGAGCUGACUGUCCGCAUCGUUGGGCAAGAGCGUUCUGAUGAAGUCUUGUAUGUAUGGGAUGAUGUUUCACCAUUCUCCAGAGAAGCUGUUACUCAUGUUGGAUUGUAUGAUCCAGCCAAACAGAAGAACUCGGUGUUAUUUGUUCAUGACAGUAAGCUGAAUAUUAUAAGCUGCACCAUGAACCAAGAGUGCAGUAUUAUUGCUUAUGUGACACUAGAGGGGCCAUCUACUCAUGCUGAAACGACGACAGAAUCAUCACCGCAGGCUAGCUUUGGGAAGACAAGGGUUUCACCCUUCUGCUUGUACAGAGCAUUCUUGGCUGAGAUUCAGCCUCAGAAUCGGAUCUUUGAUCUCAACGUGGAGCGGCGGAAUCUUCUCAGAGUGCAGUUCCUCUGGGGUCGUCAACCGAAGGACCGGGACGCAGCGAGCCGUGAGUCACGCCUACUGUUUCUGCUUCAUAAAGAAUCUAUUGGGCUCUACAGCCUCUCACUUGCAAGAAUGGGCAACAAAGGAGUCAUGAUGAGUGCGCCACCAGAUACUCAGCAGGUAUUAGGGAAGUUCAUCUGGGCUCAAUGGGACGUCAGUAAUCAGCAGUUAUACGUCCUUCUGAUGAGAUUUCGUCAAGGGGAAGAUAAACCUACCCCCAUCUUGCGAUGUCUGGAGUUCAACAGUAAAACAACUCUCUUCACAAAAAUAUUGGAACUCACCCUGCCUUUCCCAAUCAAGUAUAGUGUUGGAAAAGAGCAGUAUUCACAUGUGGCACCAAGCCGAACAAUGUCAGAGAGUUCCUUCAACAUGGAGGUGAUAGUUCAACCCGGUGGUUCUUUCUGUGUCUGCUACCAACACCCAACCAAACCCAAACUCCAACAAUCCACGAAGCAUUCCACUCAAGACAAAACCACACCCCGCACACCCGAUCUCUCCCCAAUCAGCGAGAGUGAAAGUCAUGAGCACAAGAAUCGCCGAACAACUCUACCAGAUCUUGAAACCGACUUAGUCUCCGACGUUAAUCGACGAAGAGCGGUUUCAGAUCUCUCGUUUACCUCAUCGACAUCGUCCCCGCAAAGCACCUGGUACCGCGAUCUUUCAACCGAUGCGUCCUCACCUGGAUCAUCAUUUGAAUGUCUCAACUAUCCAUCGUUAAGCUUUGACUCCCUAUCUUCGACCCCGCCAGGUACCUUAAAGUCACCUCCUAGCCCCCUCUUCACGUCCUUCCGAUGGGGAGACCGGCAGCUUUCCACCCCUAGUCCAACCGCUGAGAAACUGGACACCGUUGAUCUGAAUUACUCUGUUCUGACUCUACAUCACAUGACAGUCUUACAUUGUAGUGUACCUCAAAUACGGAGAGAAUUGGCCGAAACCACGAAACUCUAUUUUACGCCCUUGGAGAGUUACAUUUUAGUAUACUCCCCUGGUAACCUGCUCCACCUACUGAAUGUUAGUCCUGAAGUUGUACCGUGUUUGCAUGUGGCCUUUCAUGGUGCGUCGGUACCCACUAGUCCUGUCAUGGAAGAUGACGAUGCAUCAUUAUGUGAUACCCAACAUGGCUGCCAAACAUUGACACAUUUGAACCGGGUGAAAACAGCCAACUCAAGUGGUGACUGUAUUUUCAAUACAGAGACAGGUAAAAUGUUUAGAGUGAGUAUAAACAAGGAAGCAAUACCUAAACUGUUGGUCCAGGACGUCUGUCACUCCAACAAACUGGCGCUCAUCCACCUGGUAACCCUACACCUCAGAGACUCUGUGCUGAUUCAAAAGGUGAUAAAUGUACUGUGUGAAGACUCCACCAAUCUGAAUUUAUCAGAGUUACUGGCUGAGCAUCUCAUGGGAGCAACAUUCAGUGCCAUUAGGAGGCAGUUUGACCGAGAUAUACUCCGGCUCUUACAGUUCACUAACACUGAUACAUCAAGAGGUCAACUGGCUGAGACAUCAGAUGGUGAGAGAUUGGCCAGCUUCAGACACUGCAGUUAUAACAUCAAACCAAAUGUUUUUGUUCAUAAGAAAGAUUGGAUGGAACGUCGUCUGUCAAUGGAAGUAAGCUCAACCAACAUGUGGGAGACAUUAGAGCAGAGAAUACGAAGCUUCAGUCCACCACCGGAUCCAUUCCUCUUUACCAAACCACCUCAACGAUUCCAUCCAAGUUUCAUUGAAAGAGAGAUUCGCAAACAGAGAGCACAGUCACUUAAUGAGAGUAAUCUUGCAAGGCAGAAUCCAACCCAGCGGACGUCGUUCCUGAAGAAGGUGGCCGCCUCAGCCCGACGUGUCAUCACACCCUCUAAGAAAUCAGUCAUCACAAUCCAGCCUGAGAACGAUAACUCUUUGGUUCUAAUGGAGGAAGAUACACCAUUGACUGACAAUACACAGGAGACUAUCUUAGCACUGACUGCGGAGAAGUUAUUGGCCCACCUCGGGAGAUACUCCAGCCAGUCAGUAAGCCGAGACAGACUGGUCAAUAUUGCUCAGGAGUAUGUGACAUGCCAACUGCAGCAAGCCAAGCAACUGGUACUGCUGUUGCUACAUUCCUGCGGUUACCAGGAUGCUCGUACUAUACCACGCAGCAACGUCACUCUGAAAGAGCCGUCUUUUCAAGCUUAUCAACUCUUCCGAUUGAUUGAGAGAUUCUUCAUGGCUGUACAAUCCGUCUGCUUCCCGGUACCUCCUGGUUUCCAGACGUAUUUCACAAUACAAGGAUUACGUUGUCUAGAUCCUGGUAUGUUUCUUCAGUAUGUAGACUAUGGUGUACUAAGACUGACUGAGGAGUUUGUGUCACGCCUGAUGCAUGAAGUCUCUGAUAAUGAUCAGGAUAUGGUUAAUAUGAAGAUUGAAAUCGUCUCAAGAUUACCAAAGGGCGGAUUUAUGCAAGCUUUGCAGCGAUGGAAUCAUCCAAUCAGCAAGCAGUAUUUAGCUCAGCUCUACGUUGCAGAUACACUCAAGGAAGAUGGAUCCAAAACAACGGAUUACAGGAAUCGUCCCUUUCGAAGUGGCUCGCAAAUCUCCAAUAACUCAGGGAGCCUUGAUCCACAACCAGGCGUUGCAUCUACAUUUCCCCCACUAUCAACACUGAUGAGACUUCUAGAAAACCGAGAUCCUAAAGUUGGCUCAACCAUAAGAAACAGAGAUUCUGAGCAUCAUGUGGACACAAGAUUUGUAGAGAAGGUUGCGUUGCUACAUACAGUAGACAAAUAUGGACCAGACCUUAGUGCAGUAUCAUUCUAGGAACAUGUCCCUGAUCGAAGUUUCUUCUCAAAAAGAUAUAACUAUUAUAAGUUAUGUCAAUUAUUUAAAGGCAGUGGACACUAUUGGUAAUUACUCAAAAUAAUUAUUAGCAUAAAACCUUAC